AUGUCAACAUCAACAAAUGAGCCUGCAUCCUCAGGACCGAUCGAAAUAAUAGACGGAGAUGUGAAGGAUCUCAAUCAUGUUGCGCCCGACAAUGCGGUGACAGCAGUAAAGAAAAGCAAGGAACCACCUACUGAGAAACCAGAAAGCAUUCGUAUGCGAGCACAAGUUAUUCUUUCAUUCUGGGCUAUCGUUUUAUUGUUUGGUUUGCCAAUAUGGUGGAAAACAACUACGAUCUACAGAGCACCAUUACCUUUAGAUCAAAUGACGGAUUGGGCUGAAGGAAGAUCAUGCCGACCAGUCUUUCCACUUACAAUUUCAAUAGAAGCUGAAUCAUUACAAGAGAUUGAAGCUCAAAACCUCUUACGAACUACACAACAUGCUCUAGAUGAUUUAAAUGAUUUCUCAGCACAUCAUCUACGAUUACAACUUUCCCCGCCCGUCAAUGCUUCUGCGACUGCGAAUGGGUUCUCUACUGGAGGCAUGGGAGAUGAGGUUGCUUUGACUAUUAGACUUUUACCUGGAACAGCAUCACAAUCCAACUUGCAAGCAUAUGCACCUAUUUUAGAUAUAUAUUAUACCCCGAAUCAGAUCCCUUCGAGCUCAUCCUCAUCAUCUUCAUUGGCGACCUAUAUUGCGAAUACAUUAAGGGGCGUGUUUGCCGAAGAGCAAGCUAUGAUUGCAUAUUUACUCUCAACCAGUUCCGCCCCACCAGAAAGAAGUCCAAAGGCGUUGGCGCCAGAAGUGGCGGAUACCUUGGUCAAAUGGACAACACGAUCAUUGAGAUAUUCCGGAACGUAUCACUUAACCUUCUCUCUUUUUACCCCAACCGCCACUCCGUCUUCUUGGGACAUCGAGGCUGCAUUAGAAGAACAUAUGGAACCAUUACUUGAAAGCUUCACUGCAAUCAACAAUUUCACAAUCGAUACCCAAGUCCAGCUAUACGCCACACCAGGCGUCAGCGGAGACGUCUUACGAAAAGAAGAUCUGAGCGGAUUCAUCAAUGCCGCGGAAUGGCCCCUAAGUCCCAGUAUCGGCGGCGCCCCCACUAUAAACUUCAUUCUCUACGUAGGCGACAUGGAGGUAGAAGGCGGCGGCAAAAGCUGGCUAAUCCCCCAAUGGGGAGGCGUCGUAAUCCAAUCCGACAUCUCCGAUUUACGCCCCGCCAUGCUCACUUUCUCCACUCAAUUAAUGUCUCUAAUGGGCGCUCCCGAAACCGGGUCACUUCCCCUCCGCUUAAUGACACUAGUGCGCGUCCGUAGCGCGGGACUUUUGCUAAAAGCAAGCGGUACAUUAGGAAGCCUAGCGCGCUUGAGCAAAGCGCUUCCGUCAAUUAGUAUACCGGAAUCGGUGCAAGACGGUGUCUACACGACGAUUGAACAUUUGAGAAAGGCAUGUGAUGGCUUAGGAGGAAAAGAAGGAUUGGAAAAUGCACGCAUUGCGGAAGAGGCGGCCGAGAAGGCAUUUUUUGAGAAAAGUAUGGUGGGACAGGUGUAUUUCCCGGAUGAACAUAAAGUGGCGGUUUAUUUGCCGUUGUUGGGACCGGUGGGUGUACCACUGGUCAUGGGCGUGCUGAAAGAAGUCAAGGCGUGGAGGAAGAGGGGAAUGAUGACUAAUUAG
This is a messenger RNA of Sclerotinia borealis F-4128, 1617 nucleotides long. NCBI's taxonomy places the organism in Eukaryota, Fungi, Ascomycota, Leotiomycetes, Helotiales, Sclerotiniaceae. The record is from the annotation of a GenBank genome assembly.